Molecule: messenger RNA, 1987 nt
Organism: Nannospalax galili (Upper Galilee mountains blind mole rat)
Lineage: Eukaryota; Metazoa; Chordata; Mammalia; Rodentia; Spalacidae
Gene: Phgdh
Product: phosphoglycerate dehydrogenase
Exons: 12
Coding region: 234-1835 (533 amino acids)
Biological process (GO): L-serine biosynthetic process
Molecular function (GO): NAD binding; phosphoglycerate dehydrogenase activity
Source: RefSeq, a predicted model, not a curated record
GAAGUGGGCGGGGAAGUGGGAGGCGCUGGCCAGCAAGGAGGCGGAGUCACGGGAGUUCAAGCAUUUCUGUCCAAUCAAAAGACGAUUGGCACGGGAAGCGGGGCGGGGGAGAUGAAGGGGGAGCGGGAGAUCCAGGAUCCUGCCCAGUUACCCGAGCCCGGCGUGCCUCCAGCUUCGCGGCCCGGGUGCUUCUGCCUCCCCGAGAGCGACCGAUCUCGAGGCCUGCUCCAACCAUGGCCUUCGCAAACCUGCGCAAGGUACUCAUCAGUGACAGCCUGGACCCCUGCUGCCGGAAGAUCUUGCAAGAUGGAGGGCUGCAGGUGGUAGAGAGGCAGAACUUGAGCCAGGAGGAGCUGAUAGCAGAGCUGCAGGAUUGCGAAGGCCUUAUCGUCCGCUCGGCUACCAAGGUCACUGCUGAUGUCAUCAAUGCAGCAGAGAAGCUCCAGGUGGUGGGCAGGGCUGGUACAGGUGUGGACAAUGUGGAUCUGGAAGCUGCCACCAGGAAGGGCAUCCUGGUCAUGAACACGCCCAAUGGAAACAGCCUCAGUGCUGCAGAGCUCACCUGUGGGAUGAUCAUGUGCCUGGCCAGGCAGAUUCCCCAAGCAACGGCUUCGAUGAAAAAUGGCAAAUGGGACCGAAAGAAGUUCAUGGGGACAGAGCUGAAUGGAAAGACAUUGGGAAUUCUUGGCCUGGGCAGAAUUGGAAGAGAGGUGGCCACCCGGAUGCAGUCCUUUGGGAUGAAGACUGUAGGGUAUGAUCCCAUCAUUUCCCCAGAAGUUGCAGCCUCCUUCGGUGUUCAGCAGCUGCCCCUGGAAGAGAUCUGGCCUCUCUGUGAUUUCAUCACUGUCCACACACCCCUCCUGCCCUCCACCACAGGCUUGCUGAAUGACAGCACCUUCGCCCAAUGCAAGAAGGGUGUACGAGUGGUGAACUGUGCUCGGGGAGGGAUUGUAGAUGAAGGUGCCCUGCUCCGGGCUCUGCAGUCUGGUCAGUGUGCCGGUGCCGCACUGGACGUGUUUACAGAAGAGCCGCCACGUGGCCGAGCCUUAGUUGACCAUGAAAAUGUCAUCAGCUGCCCUCACCUGGGUGCCAGCACCAAGGAGGCCCAAAGCCGCUGUGGGGAGGAAAUCGCUAUGCAGUUUGUGGACAUGGUGAAGGGGAAAUCUCUAACUGGGGUUGUAAACGCACAGGCCCUUACCAGUGCCUUCUCUCCACACACCAAGCCUUGGAUUGGUCUGGCCGAAGCUCUGGGCACACUGAUGCGAGCUUGGGCUGGCUCUCCUAAAGGGACCAUCCACGUGGUGACACAGGGGACAUCUCUGAAGAAUGCCGGGACCUGCCUGAGCCCUGCAGUUAUUGUCGGCCUCCUGAGAGAAGCAUCCAAGCAGGCAGAUGUGAACUUGGUGAACGCUAAGCUGCUGGUGAAGGAGGCUGGUCUCAAUGUCACCAGCUCCCACAGCCCUGUGGCCUCAGGGGAACAAGGCAGUGGGGAAUGCCUCCUGACUGUGGCCUUGGCAGGUGCCCCCUACCGGGCUGUGGGCUUGGUCCAGGGCACCACACCGGUGCUGCAAGUGCUCAACGGAGCUGUGUUCAGGCCAGAAGUGCCUCUCCGCCGGGGUUUGCCCCUGCUCCUGUUCCGAGCUCAGCCCUCCAACCCUGUAAUGCUGCCCACUAUGAUUGGCCUCCUGGCAGAGGCAGGUGUACAGCUUCUGUCCUAUCAGACCUCGAUGGUGUCGGAUGGGGAGACCUGGCACGUCAUGGGUCUCUCCUCCCUGCUGCCCAGCCUGGAAGCGUGGAAACAGCAUGUGUCUGAGGCCUUCCAGUUCUGCUUCUGACAUUGAGGCUCACUGGUCACAGCCUCUAGGGCUCUUCUAAAGAAACCUGCCCACUGUGAUCAAUAGAGAGAGGAGGUCUACAUUCCUGGGGCUGAACGUGGGCAUCUAACUACAAUAACCAUCUAGUAAAGAGUGCCCCCUAGCUCCACCCA